AUGUCCCUAGAAGGGGCUUCUAAAAUUGAUCCGGAAGAGGAUACUGUGUUUGAAGGAGAAGCAGAUGAACAUGCAACAGAGUCAGCCGGUGAGGCCAAGGUGGUUAUGGAUGAGCCUUCGCUUGAGCUGCUGCACGGCAGUACCGUGGACUAUACCACCGAGUUAAUCGGGAGCCAGUUCAAGAUUGUAGAUAACCCCCGCGCAACAAGUAACUGCGGUUGCGGAACAAGUUUCGAUGUCAGUGAUUGA
Messenger RNA from Penicillium egyptiacum, 249 nucleotides. The record is from the annotation of a GenBank genome assembly. NCBI's taxonomy places the organism in Eukaryota, Fungi, Ascomycota, Eurotiomycetes, Eurotiales, Aspergillaceae.